AUGUCCUGUCAGCAGAACCAGCAGCAGUGCCAGCCCCCUCCCAAGUGCCCUCCUAAGUGCCAGACUCCAAAGUGUCCCCCCAAGUGUCCUCCCAAGUGUCCUCCCAAGUGCCCCCCUGUGUCUUCCUGCUGUAGCCUGGGCUCUGGGGGCUGCUGUGGCUCCAGCUCUGGGGGAGGCUGUGGCUCUAGUUCUGGGGGCUGCUGCAGCUCUGGGGGUGGUGGCUGCUGCCUGAGCCACCACAGGCCCCGCAGAUCUCUCCGUCGCCAUCGUCACAGCUCUGGAUGCUGCAGCAGUGGAGGCAGCAGUGGCUGCUGUGGCAGCAGUGGUGGCAGCAGUGGCUGCUGUAGCAGUGGUGGCAGCAGUGGCUGCUGUGGCAGCAGUGGAGGCAGCAGCUGUGGCAGUAGCCAACAGUCUGGGGGCUGCUGCUGA
Molecule: messenger RNA, 429 nt
Organism: Onychomys torridus (southern grasshopper mouse)
Lineage: Eukaryota; Metazoa; Chordata; Mammalia; Rodentia; Cricetidae
Product: late cornified envelope protein 1C-like
Exons: 1
Coding region: 1-429 (142 amino acids)
Biological process (GO): epidermis development
Source: RefSeq, a predicted model, not a curated record